AUGAUAAAUGAUAAAUAUGGUUCUGCUAAUUACAAGCCUGUUGUCCGUAUUGACUAUUCAAUUCCUUUGUAUGAAAAGAUUGCAUCUUAUGUUGCAUCUGACUGUUGUAUUGUAAACGCUGUGAGUGAUGGCAUGAACUUAAUACCAUAUGAAUACACCGUCUGCAGGCAGGGAAAUGAGGAUAUCGGUAAGCUCAGAGGUGCUGAUAAGAGCUCACUUCAUACAAGCACACUGAUUGUUUCUGAAUUUGUGGGUUGUUCCCCGUCUCUUAGUGGAGCUUUCAGGGUAAAUCCUUGGAGCGUUGAAGAUGUGGCUGAUGCAUUGUAUAGUGCAACAGACCUGACACAAUUUGAGAAGAUUCAGCGCCAUGAGAAGCAUUAUCGCUAUGUUAAAUCUCAUGAUGUUACUUACUGGGCACGAAGCUUUGACCAGGAUCUGAGAGAACGUGCAAAGAGCAAGAUAGCAGAAGGUGUUGGACCACUGGGUUUGGUUUGA
Molecule: messenger RNA, 495 nt
Organism: Setaria italica (foxtail millet)
Lineage: Eukaryota; Viridiplantae; Streptophyta; Magnoliopsida; Poales; Poaceae
Product: probable alpha,alpha-trehalose-phosphate synthase [UDP-forming] 10
Exons: 1
Coding region: 1-495 (164 amino acids)
Biological process (GO): trehalose biosynthetic process
Cellular component (GO): cytosol
Molecular function (GO): catalytic activity
Source: RefSeq, a predicted model, not a curated record